GAAUUCAUUUUAUCAGAAGAUUACAACAAGAUGACACUAGUGAAAAGUUACCAGGCUCAUCAAAGCAGGGUGAUGAUGAUUCUGUUUGUGCUGGAGAUGGAGUGGGUGUUAAGCACUGGACAAGACAAGCACUUCACGUGGCACUGUUCCGAGAGCGGCCAGCGGCUGGGCGGCUACCGCACCAGCGCCGGCGCCUGUGGCCUCCAAUUUGAUGUGGAAACCCGGCACGUGUUUGUUGGUGAUCAUUCUGGGCAAGUGACCAUACUCAAACUAGAGCAAGAGUCCUGUAGCCUUGUUACAACAUUUAAGGGACACACAGGUGGUGUCACUGCUCUCUGCUGGGACCCAAUCCAGAGAGUUCUAUUCUCAGGCAGUUCUGAUCAUUCCAUUAUAAUGUGGGAUAUUGGAGGAAGAAAAGGAACAGCCAUCGAGCUGCAAGGACAUAAUGAUAAAGUUCAGUCUCUUUCCUAUGCCCACCACACUCGGCAGCUCAUCUCCUGCGGCGCGGAUGGGGGAAUCGUCGUCUGGAAUAUGGAUGUUGAGAGGCAGGAGACCCCCGAGUGGCUGGAUAGUGACUCCUGUCAGAAAUGUGACCAGCCUUUCUUCUGGAACUUCAAGCAAAUGUGGGACAGUAAGAAAAUAGGUCUCAGGCAGCACCACUGCCGGAAGUGCGGCAAGGCCGUCUGCGGGAAGUGCAGCUCCAAGCGCUCCUCCAUCCCCCUCAUGGGCUUCGAGUUCGAAGUGAGGGUCUGUGACAGCUGCCACCAGUCCAUAACCGACCAGGAGUGA
Merops nubicus (carmine bee-eater) is the source of this 789-nucleotide messenger RNA. RefSeq names its product WD repeat and FYVE domain containing 2 (gene WDFY2). Lineage: Eukaryota; Metazoa; Chordata; Aves; Coraciiformes; Meropidae. The record is from RefSeq and is a predicted model, not a curated record. The annotation marks the transcript as partial. The transcript is spliced from 7 exons. Gene Ontology annotation, molecular function: metal ion binding; protein binding.